Messenger RNA from Chara braunii, 1459 nucleotides. NCBI's taxonomy places the organism in Eukaryota, Viridiplantae, Streptophyta, Charophyceae, Charales, Characeae. The record is from the annotation of a GenBank genome assembly.
GCGAGAGGUGAAAUCAUCAGUCGGUAGUUUCCCGUUUCCUUCUUGGAGAUCGUGCGUCCUUGGCCGCGUGAUUUUGCGACUUCGUCGGUGAGGGGUUUUGUUAGCGAUCGAGCUUUUGAGUAUUGCAGUGCGGUUGCUAGUGUCACGAGGAGCUGCAUCAGGAGGAGAAAGGUGACGGAGGAAGAUGGCGAUGGCGAAGAGAUCGGUGAUUGCAGUGUUGCUGGCUAUGGCGGUUUUGCUCCUUGCAUGUGCCAGUUCGCCGGCUGCCGCUCAGCCUGGAAGGGUUUCCAUCACUGGCGUGAGCCUGCUGGGCUCAGGCUGCCCACGAGCGUCGCCGAAAGCUACGCUUUCCAGAGAUAAAAAGUUCGUGAAGGUGGAGUUUACCAACCUUCUCGAUGUCAGUGUGCCAGCUCGCCUGGUUAAUCGCCAGAAGGCUUGUACCAUGACCGUCGGACUGAGUUAUCCGAGGGGAUGGAAGUAUACGGCGACGAGGUUUACGGUCGUUGGGUUCGUCAAUCUUGCUGCUUGGCAGACGGCAAGAUACUCGCUGCGAUCAUAUUACCAAGGUGGAGCGACGGCGUGCAACCACAUGCAGCUCUUCAGCGGGGGCUCGAAAGGUCUGCGAAAUGCAGUGUUUGCCAAAGACGUGUGCACGAGCGCCGCCUCCAGUACUUGUGGAACCAUCCGAGGCCUGGUCUGCAUCGUGAGAGUGUCUAUCAACAACCAGCGUAAUCCCAGAGGUAGAGGAACGAUCAAGGCCACGAAUGCGCUCUCCUUCUCGCUUGCGUGGAGUAGGUGCUAGAGAGAGAGAGAGAGAGAGAGAGAGAGAGAGAGAGAGAGAGAGAGAGAGAGAGAGAGAGAGAGAGANAGAGAGAGAGAGAGAGAGAGAGAGAGAGAGAGAGAGAGAGAGAGAGAGAGAGAGAGAGAGAGAGAGAGAGAGAGAGAGAGAGAGAGAGAGUAAUCUCGGAGGUAGAGUAACCAGAAAGCUGAGAGAGAGAGAGAGAGAGAGAGAGAGAGAGAGAGAGAGAGAGAGAGAGAGAUGCUUGGCGAAAGCAGAAGGGAGAGAGCCGUGUCGUACCUUCUAUGUUGGGUUGGAAUGCGCUAUCGGAGCUGGAUAUUUCGUUUGGGAAGAAGAGGAAAUAGCGGACACGUCUUAAACUGAUCAGACGGAAGGUUACUUCAGGGCAAGGAGGGAGAAAAAACUGUUUUCUUCUUCUUCGAGUGUGUGUAGCACUUGUAUGAAGUAAUGUACAAUUUCAAUGCGACCGAAGUCGGUUGACGAGGAGUGUAACAAUUGGAAACGUCUGUUUGUGCUUUCAUUACUCUUCAUUAAAUUCUCCAUUUUAUCCCCUAUGGAUGAUCAUGUACUUUCUUCUCUUUAGUAUUUUAUUAUUUUACUAAGGACAGCUCAGUAUGCUAUACACGGGUGACGAAUGUGUACCUAAUACAGUAUUUUGCU